Trichechus manatus latirostris (Florida manatee) is the source of this 867-nucleotide messenger RNA. Its product is annotated as keratin-associated protein 10-3. Gene Ontology annotation, cellular component: keratin filament. The record is from RefSeq and is a predicted model, not a curated record. NCBI's taxonomy places the organism in Eukaryota, Metazoa, Chordata, Mammalia, Sirenia, Trichechidae.
AUGGCCCACUCAACAAUAACCUCUUGGGAGUUUCACAAGCUGAGCCACGUGGUGGGCAUCCUUGGUGACAGCUCCAAACAAGGAAAGAAGCUCCCUGGGGCCCUCAGGUUGGGACAACACUCACCAGGGAGGGAUAUAAAAGCUCCAGAGGCUGACAGAUCCUCACUCACUCACUCACUCACACUCACACCCUCCUCCCAGCUCACCUCCGCUCCCCCCACCAUGGCUGCCCCCACCCCGUCCAUCUGCUCCAGCGACCUGAGCUAUGGCAGCCACGUCUGCCUGCCUGGUUCGUGUGAGUCUUGUACCGGCUCCUCCUGGAAGGUGGACGAGUGCCCCGAGAGCUGCUGUGAGCCCCCCUGCUGUGUCCCCAGCUGCUGCCAGCCCACCUGCUGUGUCCCCAGCUGUUGUGCCCCAGCCCCCUGCCUGACCCUCGUCUGCAGCCCCAUGAGCUGUGUGUCCACCCCCUGUUGCCAGGCGGUCUGGGGGUCCAGCCCGUGCCAAUCAGCCUGCACCAGCUCUUGCGAACCCUCCUGCUGCCAGCAGCAGGCCUGCUGCAUGCCCAUCUGCUGUGAACCAAUCUGCUUUGUACCGGUCUGCUGUGGGGCUGCCCCCUGCCCAUCCCCCACAUGCUGCCAGCCCCCUGCCUGCAGCCCUUCCUCCUACAGCAGACCCUCUUCCUGUGUGUCCCUGCUCUGCCACCCCGGGUGCCCCCGCCCAGCCUGCCGCACCCCCACCUCCUCCUUCUGUGCCCCCACCUCCUCCUGCUGCGCCCCCACCUCCUCCUGCGUGUCCCUGCUCUGCCGCCCCGUGUGCCCCCGCCCAGCCUGCAGUGGCCCUUCAUCUGGCCAGAAGCCCUGCUGCUGA